Messenger RNA from Bacidia gigantensis, 2049 nucleotides. RefSeq lists its product as uncharacterized. Lineage: Eukaryota; Fungi; Ascomycota; Lecanoromycetes; Lecanorales; Ramalinaceae. Gene Ontology annotation, biological process: mRNA splicing, via spliceosome. Gene Ontology annotation, cellular component: post-mRNA release spliceosomal complex. The coding region runs from base 1 to 2049 and encodes 682 amino acids. The record is from RefSeq and is a predicted model, not a curated record. The transcript has a single exon.
AUGAUCCUGGAGGACUUUGAAAAGACAUUAGCAGAUAGUAGGAAGCAUGAAGAGCACAGAGGACAUAAAGAACACAAGCAUCGCCAUCACAGGCGCAGACAUCACGAUGAAGACCAAGAUCGGCACCGACAUAAGAAAAGGAAGCAGUCAGGAGAUGACGCAGGUUCUGGGCCUCGAAGACGUCAUAAUUCUGACGAAGGCCGCCUAGCAGGCCCUGAUGAGGACAUCAAAGUCCACGAAGAAGAGCUCGCAACUGCCCAAUCAGAUUCGAUUCCCAAAGGUGUCAUUUCUGAUGAACAGCCCAAGCGGGAUUCAUGGAUGCAGGGACCAUCUUCGCUAGAUGUCGAUUAUAUUCAGAGCAAUGCAAGGGAAUCAUCCGAAAUACAUAAGUCGAAGUCAUCCAGGGCGGAUUUUGAGCUCAAAAUACAUGAAAAGGAAUUGAACAAGCAUCACCUGAAAAACGUGAGUGAGGGCAAGGAUAUACCUGACGAAAUAUUGCAUGAGCCUGCUCAGUACGACGUCGACUACGAGUUUGGUGACUCAGGGGCCUCCUGGCGGAUGACACGGCUGAGGGGAGUUUACAGGCGGGCUCAGGAAGAGCAACGGGCGCUUGACGAUGUCGCUAAGAAGCAGUAUGGGAAUCUCAGACUCUUUGACAACGCUCGUGAAGAGCAGACUGAGUUAGAGAGAAGGGAAACAUACGGUGAAGGCUACGUGGGCAAGGCAAAGCCUAGUGGAGAUUUAUUUGCGGAGCGAAAAGUCGAGUCUGGAUUACCGCCCUGGAAACGGCCUGAUGAUACCCAGCAGAGUGAUACAGCAGAAGGUAUCAAGCAGGUAACUGCGGCGAGGCCAGCUCAAUCGAUGGUCCAUACAGACCAGUCCGUUCUGAAUAGGCUCAAAGCCCAAAUGAUGAAAGCUAAAUUUAAAGGUGGCUCAGAGGCUGCUAAACUAGAAGAGGAGUAUGAUAUCGCAUUAGCCGGCUUUACCAAUCAAAAGCAGCCGGCUGUAGUCGUACUUGGUGCAAUGGAAAACCGCAUGCUUGCUGGAGGUCGCAAGGGGGAGGUAAAGCCAAUGGAGAACAAACGUGGACGAGAAAGAGGCUUAGUCGCAGAGAAUGAGGAUAUGACGAUCGAAGACAUGGUACGUGAAGAGCGCCGCACGAAAGCUCAGGCCGGUGGCGAUGGCCGGCGAUUCGCUGAAAGGAUAGCCAAAGAUGGGAAGUUCGAUAACGAUCUCGAGUACAUGGACGAAAACGCCGCAAAGCUAGCCAAACGGGUGCAAAAAUCUGACAUCAAUCUGAGAAACAUUGCAAUUUCGGACUUCCAGAAGAUCAAUAAGAUUCUAGACAGUUGUCCCCUCUGUUAUCACGAAGACCAAGACAGGCCUCCAGUGGCACCCGUCGUCUCUUUGGCUACAAGGACAUAUUUGACUUUGCCAACGGAACCAGAAUUGAGUGACGGCGGUGCUUGCAUCGUCCCCAUCCAGCACCGUGACAACCUUCUUCACUGUGACGACGAUGAGUGGGAGGAGAUCCGGAACUUCAUGAAAAGCCUGAUUCGUAUGUAUCAUGACCAAGGACGAGAUGUUAUUUUUUACGAAAACGCCGCAGCUCCGCACCGCAAGAGGCAUGCUAGUAUGGAGGUCGUUCCAUUGCCUUAUAGCUUAGGAGACACUGCACCGGCGUUUUUCAAAGAAGCCAUGUUGACGGCCGAUGAAGAAUGGACUCAGCACAAAAAGAUUAUUGACACCCUUCUGAAAGCGAAAGACGGCUUGGGUAAGGCAGCUUUCCGUCGAACGUUGGCGAAAGAAAUGCCCUACUUUCAUGUUUGGUUUGAAAUGAACGGUGGGAUAGGCCAUGUGGUCGAGGACUCGAAUCGUUGGCCGAAAGGCGAUCUUUUCGCACGAGAAGUCAUUGGCGGCAUGCUCGACAAGGGGGCGGACGUCAUCAGGCGACAAGGAAAAUGGCAUCGGGGGCAAGACGCUAGGGUCGAGGGCUUCAGACGGCGGUGGAAAGCAUUUGACUGGACUCGGGUAUUACAAGAUGGGUGA